AUGUCUGAGAUCAAUUGGAAGAAGUUUAAAGAUUUCAAUAAAGCUGAAGAGUUGUGUUCUUCUGCGAGAAUAGAAGGUGCAAUUGAUGUUUUUCUAGAAAAUGAAGAUAAGAGUGGAUAUGUAGCUGAAGGAGAAGAAGGUGACGAAACUGAUAUAGAAGAGAGAUCAGCGGGCGAUGAAUCUGAUGAUGAUAAGCCACCAAAAGAAGAUGAUGACCCUGAGGAAUCUGAAGAUGAAGCUCAUACAGCUAUGAAUAAAGGUGAUGAUUUAAAAGAACUGCAGGCUCGUGGUGAUGAUUAUAUUGAGAAGCAAGAUCGUGGCGGUGUUGAUUUCAAAGAAAGGCAGGCUCGUGGUGAUGAUUUGAAUGAGAAGCAAGAUCGUGGUGCUGAUUUAAAAGAAAUACAGGCUCAUGGUGAUAAUUUGCAGAAUAAGGACGUUCGCAAUGUGAUGAGCAAUGGAGAUGAGGUUAUUUUAGAUGCAGGAAAUGGUGGUGAUGAUAACAGAUUGCAGUCCCUGUUUGAGGAGGGUACAAGAAGAAGUCCCAAGUUGAAUGAAGUAACUCGAAAUUUAGCUGCAGAACAGGCAAAAGAAGAGAGGGAUGAAGAAGAAUCUGAUCCUGACUUUGCCUUAGAAGACGUCCAAUAUCCGGAUACACCGUUAAGCUCAGAUGAAGAGUGGGAGCAAUGGAAAAAUCCAAAAAGAGAAAAAGGAAAAGAAACAUUUUUACGGAGAUUUUGA
Molecule: messenger RNA, 738 nt
Organism: Raphanus sativus (radish)
Lineage: Eukaryota; Viridiplantae; Streptophyta; Magnoliopsida; Brassicales; Brassicaceae
Exons: 2
Coding region: 1-738 (245 amino acids)
Source: RefSeq, a predicted model, not a curated record